Prorocentrum cordatum is the source of this 836-nucleotide messenger RNA. NCBI's taxonomy places the organism in Eukaryota, Dinophyceae, Prorocentrales, Prorocentraceae. The record is from the annotation of a GenBank genome assembly.
CAUGCCCCAAGCAAGAACGAAACGAGCUCAUAUGCCUUUUCUGCUCCUGACCCGCACGAACCGCGGACGUGUCCGUCCGCCGUGCUCUCGCCGUCUGGGGACCGAGGCGCGACCCGGGGGAUCCUCGCCGAAAACGCGCCCAGCCUCGCCUGUCUCGCACCAUAGGCGGAAGUGUUCGAACGGGGCAAUUCCGGGUGGCUCGCACCGUGGUUGCGGGAGCCCAGGGGGGCAACUCCGAGGCGGCGCCCCGGGCCCGCACUAGCAGGCGCCCUCUGCGUAUGUUAAAAGUUGCGAUGCAGGCAGCUGGCUGUGGAAACGGUGCGCCAGCAGCACGUUCCGCUUGGGAUGCAAGCCAAACAAGGGAAAGCGUGCGAACGUGCCGCGGACAUGAGCGUUUCACUCGUGCGACAGAGGGGGGACAGAGAGCGCCAGCGCCCGAAGUACGAAUACGUGCACUCAAAAAAGGAGAGGGAGGGAGGGAGAGAAUGAGAGGGAGAGAGAGACAGAAGGAAAAAGAUCGAGAGAGGGAACGAGACAGAGAGACGGUGAGAGGGGGCGAAUCGCUUCUCCCCGACAGGGCGCGCAGCUACAGCGCAAAAGGCGGCGCUGCUGCUUGCCAGCUGACAGUGGUGCAGGUCCGGGCGGGUGUGCGACCGUCGAUGUGCGCCGGCGAGGAGGACCCCAACGGCCAUCUCGACACGCCUCUAUUCCCCCCCCCAACGUUGCCCCUGAUCUCCCCCGCCCUCCUCGACACAUCGUGGCCAGCGGGCGGCGGAGGGCCGCUCCGCGCCGCGGGGCCCGCGCCGCAUCAGGGCAUGGAGGACCGCGCCGCGUGG